UAGUUCGUGCUGAAGAAAACCCUCGCUGCCGUCUCUUCUACAGAAAAAUCUAUACUCACCUCGCCCGCGUAUCCUGCCUCACGAACACUCGUAACUAUGGCAGACAGAGGGGCGGCGGGAGGCGACAGGGGAGGAUUCCGUCGCGGCUUUGGCGGAGGCCCCCGCGGAGGCCGUGGUGGUCGUCGCCGCCCGAGGAAGGAAGAGGAAGAGAAGUGGGUACCCGUCACGAAGCUAGGACGCCUCGUAAGGGAAGGUAAGAUCCGCUCAUUGGAGCAAAUCUAUCUCCACUCCCUCCCUAUCAAGGAGCACCAGAUCAUCGACCAACUGGUCGGUCCUUCCUUGAAAGAUGAGGUUAUGAAGAUCACCCCGGUCCAGAAGCAGACUCGGGCAGGCCAGCGUACCAGGUUCAAGGCCUUUGUUGUCGUCGGUGACGGGAACGGGCAUGUAGGUUUAGGUGUUAAGUGCUCGAAAGAGGUGGCCACGGCCAUCAGAGGCGCCAUUAUUCUCGCUAAGUUAUCUGUUAUUCCUGUAAGGAGAGGGUACUGGGGAAACAAGAUCGGGAAGCCUCAUACAGUACCGUGUAAGGUAACUGGCAAGUGUGGAUCGGUCACGGUCAGGAUGGUGCCGGCCCCUAGAGGUGCUGGAAUCGUGGCUGCUCGGGUGCCCAAGAAAGUGCUUCAAUUUGCCGGGAUUGAGGAUGUGUUUACCUCCUCCAGGGGCUCUACUAAAACUCUUGGUAACUUUGUCAAGGCCACUUUUGAGUGCCUUCUGAAGACCUAUGGUUUCUUGACACCUGAUUUCUGGAGAGAGACCCGCUUUACCAAGUCUCCCUUCCAGGAGUAUACUGAUCUGUUAGCCAAGCCUACAAAAGCUAUUAUUCACGAAGACGUUGAGAGAGUUGAAGCCUGAUCUCUUUUUUUCCCAGAGAAGGAAAGUCAUUAUGCGGAGCAUAGCUAGUUUAGGUUAUUAAGAUACUUGCCUUCCAUCUUUUUGUUUCGUUGUUGUCGGAAUUUUGAGAUGAACUUAUUUGCUUAUGUGUUGUCUCAAACAAUGGUUGUGCUGUUUGGCAAUUAAGUUUAUACUUUUCAGUGACAUUGGUGAAUUAGUUCAUUUAAUUUUAAUAGAAUUUUGUUAAGGACUUAACAGUGUUUUUGAAA
Carica papaya (papaya) is the source of this 1157-nucleotide messenger RNA. RefSeq lists its product as uncharacterized. Gene Ontology annotation, cellular component: ribosome; cytosolic small ribosomal subunit. Lineage: Eukaryota; Viridiplantae; Streptophyta; Magnoliopsida; Brassicales; Caricaceae. Gene Ontology annotation, molecular function: structural constituent of ribosome; RNA binding. The record is from RefSeq and is a predicted model, not a curated record. Gene Ontology annotation, biological process: translation.